Molecule: messenger RNA, 1229 nt
Organism: Arabidopsis thaliana (thale cress)
Lineage: Eukaryota; Viridiplantae; Streptophyta; Magnoliopsida; Brassicales; Brassicaceae
Gene: PIRL6
Product: plant intracellular ras group-related LRR 6
Exons: 3
Coding region: 87-1229 (380 amino acids)
Source: RefSeq, marked reviewed
CUGAUCAUUCUCUUCUUCUUCAAACAACAUAUACAUAAAAUCAUACACACACGUAUAUAUAUAUAUAUAUAUAGAUAGUGUGAAAGAUGAUAUGCGAGGAGGCAUAUCAUCAGCAACCGCAAAUACAAAAGGAACAAAUGAUGACGAUGGAUCAACGUAAUAAUCAUCAACGGAAGAGAUCACCAUUAUCCUCACCAUCAUCUCCAUCAUCACCAUCGUCUCCAUCAUCACCAAAGUCACCAUCAUUCAAUAAUAAUGAGGAAGAGAGGCUAGAGGUUGUGAAUUUGAGUGGGAUGGCAUUGGAGUCUCUCCCUAAUCCUUCACUCAAUUUAGCUCAGAUUUGCAAGCUUGAUCUCUCCAAUAAUCAUCUUCAGACCAUACCAGAAUCACUAACAGCGAGACUACUCAACUUGAUAGCAUUAGAUGUUCACUCAAAUCAGAUCAAAGCUCUUCCAAACUCCAUUGGUUGUCUCUCUAAGCUCAAGACUCUCAAUGUCUCCGGCAACUUUCUUGUAUCCUUUCCCAAAUCUAUCCAACAUUGCAGGUCAUUGGAAGAACUAAAUGCAAACUUCAACAAACUAAUCAGAUUACCAGACUCCAUUGGUUUUGAACUCACCAAUCUAAGGAAGCUCUCUAUCAACUCCAACAAGCUAAUUAGUCUUCCAAUCUCCAUUACUCACCUCACAUCUCUCCGUGUCCUUGACGCCCGUCUCAACUGCCUCAUGAUUCUACCGGAUGAUCUCGAGAAUCUCAUCAACCUCGAGAUCCUCAAUGUCAGCCAGAAUUUCCAGUAUCUUUCCGCUCUUCCAUCUUCCAUUGGCCUUUUAAUGAACCUCAUUGAGCUCGAUGUUAGCUACAACAAGAUCACUGUCUUGCCAGAGUCCAUUGGCUGCAUGAGACGGUUAAGGAAGCUGAGUGUUGAAGGAAACCCGCUUGUGUCGCCACCCAUAGAGGUGAUGGAGCAGAAUUUGCAGGUGGUGAGAGAGUAUCUGACACAGAAGAUGAAUGGUGGCUCACCAAGGAGUCCCAGCAAAAAGAAGUCAUGGGGAUUCGGUAAAUUGGUGAAGUAUGGGACGUUCAAUGGCGGAUCAAGAAGCUGGAAUAGAGAGGAGAGAGAAGGGUUCAUCAUGCCUGAGUACCGCUCCAUCGACAGUCUUGCUUCGCCUAGGUAUUCUGGAAUGUUCUCUCCACGUCGUCUCUUUUCUCCAAGAACCUAUUUCAGCAGAUAA